AUGUGGUUCUCACUUUGUGUUUCACUGCUUCUGCUGGUUAAUGUUGCUUUCAGCAGCAUCAGCAGUGAUCCCUGCUACAACUAUGAGUCUCUGGAUCGUCCCUGGAGAGCCAACAAUGAAAGUGGAGGUUACGUUUGUGAUGAACGUUUCUCCUGGAAUGGCUGGUACCGGCUUUUCUACUAUGGAAUGAACAUCCAGAUGCCAGAGACCUGUGUUAGAUCAUACAGCUGUAACACAUACUAUUCUCUGUGGCUCAAUGGUCCUCACCCUCAGAUAGAGGAUGGAGGGGUGAUCAGAGAGGUCUGUGGUAAUUAUUAUUGGAGUGGCUGCUGUGAUUACAAGACAAACCCCCUCAGAGUGAAAGCGUGUCCAGGAAAUUACUAUGUCUAUGAACUUGUGAAACCACAAUUAGGGUGUUCAGGAUACUGCACAGAUGUCAGCACCAUUUCACGGUCGAUUUCCACUGUAAGUCCAGAUAUAAUUACUGGAUCCAGCAUUACCUUGAAUUAUGAUCCGUGCAAUAACUACAACAUACUUGACAACUACUGGAGAAGCACACUCAAUUACGGGUCCAUGUAUGGAUACAUCUCUGAUCAUGAUGACACUUGUGUAGAAUGGGAUGGCUGGUAUCGGCUCUUCAUUGAUGGAUCAAGUGCUCAGAUGCCUGAGUGGUGUGCAUCAUUUAUGUCAUGUGGAGGUUUUAGUUCCCUGUAUCUUGGCGGCUCUCAUCCUCAGCUAGAAGAUGGAGUUGUUACUCGUGAAAUUUACGGCUCUUACUAUGAUCAGUGCAGUCGCUACAGAUCUGAACCAAUCCAAGUUAAAUCUUGUCCUGGAAAUUAUUACGUCUACAAAUUUACCAGACCAACUCUUUCAAUCCCAGCUCCUGUAUAUUGUGCAGUACCUUUCUCCACUCUAAGCAUCGAUCCCUGCUAUAACUACACCAGUCUGGAUGAGCCUUGGAGAGCCACAGACAAUCCUUAUUAUAGUAACUAUUACUACAAUGGCAUGUGUGAUUAUAAUGUGGAGUGGAAUGGCUGGUACAGGCUGUUCUACAAUGGUCAAAAUACUCAGAUGCCAGAAUCAUGUGUUAAUUAUGGCAUGUGUGGCACUUAUAAUCCGUUGUCACUCAACGGCGCUCAUCCACAGCUGGAAGAUGGAGUUGUCACCCGUCAGGUCUGUCUCCCAUGGGGUGACUGCUGUGAUUACACAUCCCACCCUAUAAGAGUCAAAGCCUGUCCUGGAAACUACUAUGUUUAUGAGUUUGUCAAGCCUAGGUUUUGUUCAGCGUACUGUGCAGAGAGCGCAGGUCUCUGGACUUCCAUGACAAGCAAGCAACACCUCUCUUCUUGCUCAUUUACGACCCCCUUCUCCCCCUAACCUACAACUUCCAGCUCUGAUCCCUGCCAUAAUUAUAACACUAUUGAUGAAUACUGGAGAGACAUACGACAAAACAUGUAUCAGUACUCUGGACAGGAUGACACCCUUGUUGAAUGGAGUGGCUGGGAUCGGCUGUAUUUGAAUGGAGAAAGUGCUCAGAUGUCUGAGUGGUGUGUGAGUCAUAAGGGAUGUGGUGGUUACACUGGACUGUAUCUCAGUGGCUCUCAUCCAACACUUGAGGAUGGAGUGGUGACCCGUGAAGUUUUGGGAAGUCAUUUAAGUUCUAACCAGUGUGGCGAACACAAAUCAACCUCCAUCCAAGUCAAAGCCUGUCCAGCAGAUUAUUACGUCUAUAAACUCGUCAAGCCAAAUCUGUCGAUCCCCGCACCAAUGUACUGUGCAGUUGCUUUCAGCAGCAUCAGCAGUGAUCCCUGCUACAACUAUGAGUCUCUGGAUCGUCCCUGGAGAGCCAACAAUGAAAGUGGCGUUAACGUUUGUGAUGAACGAUUCUCCUGGAAUGGCUGGUACCGGCUUUUCUACUAUGGAAUGAACAUCCAGAUGCCAGAGACCUGUGUUAGUAGCUGUAACACAGAAUAUUCUCUGUGGCUCAGUGGUCCUCACCCUCAGAUAGAGGAUGGAGUGGUGAUCAGAGAGGUCUGUGGUUAUUAUUGGGGUGACUGCUGUUAUUACAAGAUAAAACCCAUCAGAGUGAAAGCGUGUUCAGGAAAUUACUAUGUCUAUGAACUUGUGAAUCCACAAAUCCAGUGUUCAGGAUACUGCACAGACAUCAACACCAUUUCACAGGUAGUUUCCUCUGGAAGUCCAUACAAUAUCACUGUAUCCAGCAUCACAUUGAAUUAUGACCCGUGCAAUAACUACAACAUACUAGACAACCACCAGAGAAGCACACGCAAUUACAGGUAUAUGUAUGGCUAUGCAGAGGGACUUGAUGACACUCGUGUAGAAUGGGAUGGCUGGUAUCGACUCUUCAUUGAUGGAUCAAGUGCUCAGAUGCCUGAGUGGUGUGCAUCAUUUAUGUCAUGUGGCGGUUAUAGUGGUCUGUAUCUUGGUGGCUCACAUCCUCGUGUAGAAGAUGGAGUUGUUACUCGUGAAAUUUACGGCUCUCACUUUUAUAAGUGCAGUCGCUACAGAUCUGAACCAAUCCAAGUCAAAGCUUGUCCUGGAAAUAAUUAUGUCUACAAAUUUACCAGACCAACUCUUUCAAUCCCAGCUCCUGUAUAUUGUGCAGUAUCUUUCUCCACCACAAGUGUUGAUCCCUGCUACAACUACACCAGUCUGUCUGAGACUUGGAGAGCCAUAGACUAUUCUAACAUUGGCAUGUGUGAAAAUAAUGUGGAGUGGAAUGGCUGGUACAGGCUGUUCUACAAUGGUCAAAAUACUCGGAUGCCAGAAUCAUGUGUUAAUUAUGGCAUGUGUGGCACUUAUUACCCACUAUCACUCAAUGGCCCUCACCCACAGCUGGAAGAUGGAGUGGUCAUCCAUCAGGUCUGUUUCUCAGUGGGUGGCUGCUGUACUUACACAUCCCACCCUAUAAGAGUCAAAGCCUGUCCCGGAAAUUACUAUGUUUAUGAGUUUGUCAAGCCUAUGCUAUGUGGAGCUUACUGUGCAGAGCCCUGUGCUGAACUCAGCUGCACAGAGGAUGAAUGGUGUGGAGAGAAAAACGGAGUCUAUGGCUGUUUGUGUAACGAGAACCAGACCAGACCAGAUUCUUUUGAUUUCUCAGAAACCUGUGAAAGCAGCUCUGGCUCCAUGUCUGUGUCUCGCUGUCAGCUCUUUGAGGCUGGUUUUCCAGCUGAUGUCUUACACCUCAAUGAUCCCAGCUGCAAAGGAACGGUCCGGAAUGGCAGAGUGGAAUUCCAUUUUGAUAACGAUGAACACAUCUGUGGCACAAAUCUUCUGGCCAACGGCACCCACUUCAUCUAUAGUAACUUUAUUCUGGGGACACCGAGGUCAGAAGGUCUCAUCAGCAGAGAGAAAAUCCUUAAGCUUUCUUUCAGCUGUGUUUAUCCUCAAACACAAACACUUUCCAUGAAUGUGGAAAUCAACCCACUGGAGAGGUGUCCCAAUGCAAAUGACGACACAGUGGAGCUGCUGCAGAACGGCGUCUCGACAUCCAGCCGUUUCUCCUUCAGGAUGUUUAUCUUCACUGCAAACUCCUCUAAGCUUUACCUGCACUGCGCUGUUCACCUGUGCCUUCUGUCAAGCAAUCGCUGCUCAACUGACUGUAACUCUGGACACCAGCGGAGAGAGCGCAGGUCUCUGGACUUCCAUGACAGUGCUUCCAUAUCCAUGGGUCCUCUGAUGUUGUCUGAAGGGAACACAGUUGCUUUCAGCAGCAUCAGCAGUGAUCCCUGCUACAACUAUGAGUCUCUGGAUCAUCCCUGGAGAGCCAACAAUGAAAGUGGAGAUAACGUUUGUGAUGAACGUUUCUCCUGGAAUGGCUGGUACCGGUUUUUCUACAAUGGAAUGAACAUCCAGAUGCCAGAGACCUGUGUUAGAUCAUACAGCUGUAACACACACUAUUCUCUGUGGCUCAAUGGUCCUCACCCUCAGAUAGAGGAUGGAGUGGUGAUCAGAGAGGUCUGUGGUAAUUAUUAUUCGGAUGACUGCUGUGAUUACAAGAUAAACCCCCUCAGAGUGAAAGCCUGUCCAGGAAAUUACUAUGUCUAUGAACUUGUGAAACCACAAUUCUCGUGUUCAGGAUACUGCACAGAUGUCAGCACCAUUUCACGGCCGAUUUCCACCGCAAGUCCAAAUAUAAUUACUGGAUUCAGCAUUACCUCGAAUUAUGACCCGUGCAAUAACUACAACAUACUCGACAACCACUGGAGAAGCACACUCAAUUACGGGUAUUGGAAUGGCGAUGCAAAUGGACUUGAUGACACUCGUGUAGAAUGGGAUGGCUGGUAUCGGCUCUUCAUUGAUGGAUCAAGUGCUCAGAUGCCUGAGUGGUGUACAUCAUUUAUGUCAUGUGGUGGUUAUAGUGGUCUGUGGCUUGGCGGCUCUCAUCCUCAACUAGAAGAUGGAGUUGUUAUUCGUGAAAUUUACGGCUCUGGCUAUGAUCAGUGCAGUCGCUACAGAUCUGAACCAAUCCAAGUUAAAGCUUGUCCUGGAAAGUAUUAUGUCUACAAAUUUACCAGACCAACUCUUUCAAUCCCAGUUCCUGUAUAUUGUGCAGUAUUGUUAACCACUCCAAGUGUUGACCCCUGCUACAGCUACACCAGUCUGGAUGAACCUUGGAGAGCCACUGACAACUCUUACUAUAAUGACAAUUACUACUCUGGCAUGUGUGAUUAUAAUGUGGAGUGGAAUGGCUGGUACAGGCUGUUCUACAAUGGUCAAAAUGCCCAAAUGCCAGAAUCAUGUGUUAAUUAUGGCAUGUGUGGCACUUAUUACUCACUAUCACUCAAUGGCCCUCACCCACAGCUGGAAGAUGGAGUGGUCAUCCGUCACGUCUGUUUCUCAGUGAGUGGCUGCUGUACUUACACAUCCCACCCUAUAAGAGUCAAAGCCUGUCCUGGAAAUUUCUAUGUUUAUGAGUUUGUCAAACCAAUUGUUUGCAGUGCUUACUGUGUUGUACCAGAAGCCUCAAGCCAGUCCAUCCAAUUAGUUUCUACAACAACAGAGAGAAUUCCACCCAUAGAAUCCAUUACUCCACCAAUCACAACCACUGCUCCCCCUGUUGACCCCUGCUACAACUACAAUGUUCUGGAUGAUCUAUGGAGAGCCACCAACAAUCAACAUUCCUCUCAAAUAAUGUGUGACUCUUGGGUCAGCUGGAACGGCUGGUACCGUCUCUUCAUUCAGGGUCAGAGCGUUCAGAUGCCAGACACAUGUGUUGAUGAGUAUAGUUGUGGCACUAUUGCUCCACUGUGGCUGAACGGAGGACAUCCAACAGUUGAGGAUGGAGUGGUCACUCGAGAUGUCUGCGGUCACUGGAGCAAUAACUGCUGCUAUUUCCAAUCCAAUCCCAUUAAAGUCAAAGCCUGUCCAGGAGGGUACUAUGUCUAUGAGUUUGUGAGCCCAACUACAUGCAGUUUAGCAUACUGUGCAGAAUCUACAACUUCCAGCUCUGAUCCCUGCUAUGAUUAUAACACUCUUGAUGAAUACUGGAGAGACAUACGACAAAACCAAAACUAUGGACAUGAUGACACCCUUGUUGAAUGGAGUGGCUGGUAUCGGCUGUAUUUGAUUGGAGAAAGUGCUCAGAUGUCUGAGUGGUGUGUGAGUAAUAUGAGAUGUGGUGGUGAAACUGGACUGUAUCUCGCUGGUUUUCAUCCAACACUUGAGGAUGGAGUGGUGGCCCGUGAAGUUUUGGGAAGUUCUCUAUGGUCUAACCAGUUUGACAACUACACAUCCACAUCCAUCCAAGUCAAAGCCUGUCCAGGAGAUUAUUACAUCUAUAAACUCGUCAAGCCAGAUCUGUCGAUUAACAGGCCUUCAUAUUGUGCAGUUGCUUUCAGCAGCAUCAGCAGUGAUCCCUGCUACAACUAUGAGUCUCUGGAUCGUCCCUGGAGAGCCAACAAUGAAAGUGGAGAUUACAUUUGUGAUGAACAUAUCUCCUGGAAUGGCUGGUACCGGCUUUUCUACUAUGGAAUGAACAUCCAGAUGCCAGAGACCUGUGUUAGUUCAUACAGCUGUAACACAUACAUCAAUCUGUGGCUCAGUGGUCCUCACCCUCAGAUAGAGGAUGGAGUGGUGAUCAGAGAGGUCUGUGGCAAUUAUUUUUGGGAUGAGUGCUGUAAUUACAAGACAAACCCCAUCAGAGUGAAAGCGUGUCCAGGCAAUUACUAUGUCUAUGAACUUGUGAAUCCACAAUUCUGGUGUUCAGGAUACUGCACAGAUGUCAGCACCAUUUCAUGGCCAAUAUCCACUGUAAGUCCAGAUAUAAUUACUGGAUCCAGCAUGACCUCGAGUAACAAGGAUUAUGACCCAUGCAAUAACUACAACAUACUAGACAACCACCGGAGAAGCACACUCAAUUACGGGUAUUGGAAUGGCUAUGCAAAUGGACUUGAUGACACUCGUGUAGAAUGGGAUGGCUGGUAUCGGCUCUUCAUUGAUGGAUCAAGUGCUCAGAUGCCUGAGUGGUGUGCAUCAUUUAUGUCAUGUGGAGGUUUUAGUGGUCUGUGGCUUAGUGGCUCUCAUCCUCGUCUGGAAGAUGGAGUUGUCACCCGUCAGGUCUGUUUAUCGGCGGGUGGCUGCUGUGAUUACACAUCCCACCCUAUAAGAGUCAAAGCCUGUCCCGGAAAUUACUAUGUUUACGAGUUUGUCAAGCCAAUGGUUUGUGGAGCUUACUGUAUAGUGACGGCGGCUCCUCCCCCUGUUGACCCCUGCUACAACUAUAAUGUCCUGGAUGAUCUAUGGAGAGCCACCAACAAUCAACAUUCCUCUCAAAUAAUGUGUGACUCUUGGGUCAGCUGGAAUGGCUGGUACCGUCUCUUCAUUCAAGGUCAAAGCGUUCAGAUGCCAGACACAUGUGUUGAUGAGUAUAGUUGUGGCACUAUUGCUCCACUGUGGCUGAACGGAGGACAUCCAACAGUUGAGGAUGGAGUGGUCACUCGAGAUAUCUGCGGUCACUGGGACAAUAACUGCUGCUAUUUCCAAUCCAAUCCCAUUAAAGUCAAAGCCUGUCCAGGAGGGUAUUAUGUCUAUGAGUUUGUGAGCCCAACUAUCUGCUAUUUGGCAUACUGUGCAGAUGCAAGGAACAUAAACUCUACCUCUACUACUGUAAUGCCAGAGACAACCACAACCACAGAAACUAUCUUAACAACAGCUCCCCCUGUUGACCCCUGCUACAACUACAAUGUCCUGGAUGAUCUAUGGAGAGCCACCAACAAUCAACAUUCCUCUCAAAUAAUGUGUGACUAUUGGGUCAGCUGGAAUGGCUGGUACCGUCUCUUCAUUCAAGGUCAAAGCGUUCAGAUGCCAGACACAUGUGUUGAUGAGUAUAGUUGUGGCACUAUUGCUCCACUGUGGCUGAACGGAGGACAUCCAACAGUUGAGGAUGGAGUGGUCACUCGAGAUAUCUGCGGUCACUGGGACAAUAACUGCUGCUAUUUCCAAUCCAAUCCCAUUAAAGUCAAAGCCUGUCCAGGAGGGUAUUAUGUCUAUGAGUUUGUGAGCCCAACUAUCUGCUAUUUGGCAUACUGUGCAGAGACAACCACAACCGAAACUACAGCCAAAACCACAACCACAAAAACCACACCCGAAAUCACAAGGACUGUUAAUAGAAAUCCCUGUUCUGAACUCAGCUGCUCUGAGGACGAAAGGUGCGGGAUGAAAAAUGGUGUUUACGGCUGUUUGUGUGAAAAGGACCAUCACAGACAACAACAACAUCAUGACUCUUUUGAUUUCUCAGAAACCUGUGAAAGCAGCUCUGGCUCCAUGUCUGUGUCUCGCUGUCAGCUCUUUGAGGCUGGUUUUCCAGCUGACAUCUUACACCUCAAUGAUCCCAGCUGCAAAGGAACAGUCAGGAAUGGCAGAGUGGAAUUCCAUUUUGAUAAUGAUGAACAUAUCUGUGCUACAAAUCUUCUGGCCAACGGCACCCACUUCAUCUAUAGUAACUUUAUUCUGGGGACACCGAGGUCAGAAGGUCUCAUCAGCAGAGAGAAAAUCCUUAAGCUUCCUUUCAGCUGUGUUUAUCCUCAAACACAAACACUUUCCAUGAAUAGGGAAAUCAACCCACUGGAGAGUGUUGUGCACAGGACUCUUCCCGCUGGUGAAGGCAGAUAUCAGGUUCGGAUGAUUCCAUAUGAGGAUGAUGAGUUUACUCGGCCCUUCACUGGUAAAGUGGAUGCAGAGCUCGACCAGAAGAUGAAUGUGGAAGUUCGUGUCGAGGGGGUUGACAGCCGCCAGUUUGCCCUGGUGAUGGAGACGUGUUGGGCUACACCUGUGAAUGAUCCUGAUCACAGUCUCCGCUGGGAUCUCAUCGUCAGAGAGUGUCCCAAUCCAAAUGACGACACAGUGGAGCUGCUGCAGAACGGCGUCUCGACAUCCAGCCGUUUCUCCUUCAGGAUGUUUAUCUUCACUGCAAACUCCUCUAAGCUUUACCUGCACUGCGCUGUUCACCUGUGCCUUCUGUCAAGCAAUCACUGCUCAAUGGACUGUAACUCUGAACACCACUGGAGAGAGCACAGGUCUCUGGACUUCCAUGACAGUGCUUCCAUAUCCAUGGGUCCUCUGAUGUUGUCUGAAGGGAACACAGAUGAGUGGAUCCCAGUGAAAGUGAAAGUAUCUGAGGCUUCUCAUCUCUGUGGUUCUAUGAUGCUGUUGCUUGUUCCUCUGAUGAGUGUCCUGACCCUCUUUUAG
This is a messenger RNA of Sinocyclocheilus grahami, 8709 nucleotides long. RefSeq lists its product as uncharacterized. Lineage: Eukaryota; Metazoa; Chordata; Actinopteri; Cypriniformes; Cyprinidae. The transcript is spliced from 42 exons. The record is from RefSeq and is a predicted model, not a curated record.